This is a messenger RNA of Dunckerocampus dactyliophorus (ringed pipefish), 8114 nucleotides long. Its product is annotated as kinesin-like protein KIF26B. Lineage: Eukaryota; Metazoa; Chordata; Actinopteri; Syngnathiformes; Syngnathidae. The transcript has 15 exons. The coding region runs from base 190 to 5688 and encodes 1832 amino acids. The record is from RefSeq and is a predicted model, not a curated record. Gene Ontology annotation, biological process: microtubule-based movement. Gene Ontology annotation, molecular function: microtubule binding; ATP binding; microtubule motor activity.
UCAUUCCGUCCCCAGCACUGUCAUCCAGCCACCUCAGACAGUGUCUCCUUACUCUUUUACUCCAUCUUCUUCAUCUAAACCCGCCAUGGGAUGGAUAUUUCUGCUUUUUAUCAACGGAGCUUUGGCAAAAUCACACCAAAGUGCAACCAUCCUUUGUUCGGAUGUCUUUUUAAAUAUUAACAAGUUGUCAUGUCAUCUCUGACAGGAGGAGGUGAAACAUUUGCAACCUCGGUCAGGGGAAAACGUUGCGAACAUCACUGUGAAUCCUCAAGAGUUUGUGCAACUAUUAAAGACAAUCCGAAAGAGCGCCCCACACCCGAGGGUGCAGGGGGGUUCAGGAGCAUGUACCACCAAAGAGCAGACGCCGUCCCGUCCUACAAGUCUCUCCCUGGUUCCGUGGGGGAACGAAUCAUGUCCUUUGGUGGAACUCUGCACAGAAACACUAAUCCCGGACUCGGAAGGUCCGGGAGGAAAGAUGCAUGCUGUGAAAGAUGCUCGGCCACUCUUGUGGCUCUGAAGAAACAAGCUCUCAGCCUGUCUGUGCAUCAUCAUUUCUCCUGCAAGGAAACAAGCGACCUGUCUGCAUUUCUUCAUGACAACCUCCGUGUCCACAGCCGCUCCACUACAGAGUCCAGGGACCGAUGCAGGGAUCAAGGCGAGUGUUCCGCUUGUGGCACAAAACUGAACCAUCUCAAACAAGAGGCGGUCCACCUGGCUCUGAACAGGGGUCCGUCAUCCAGCACCAGGACUGCCACACUGCUGGGACACGGCAACACAAAACUCGGGGAUAGGUCUGCCUCACAACCACAUAGCUUGAAUCACAGCCCUCAGAGUCCCAGGACACCUCGGAGUCCCAGGACACCUCAGAGGACCCCACAAACUCUCAGACAAAGGGUCCCCAACCAGGAUAUGGACCGCUGGGUUGAGGAGCAGCAACAGCAGCAUAAUCGUGGGUCUUCUUUGACUGAUGGUGUCACCGUCUAUGCACACAACCAGGCGUCAGACAACGCCGUGUUACGCUGUACCGAUGUUGUGCACGCGAGCUCCAAGAUACCGCACCUCUCCAGGGUGGUCACCAUUGCAAACACUGCCGCCAUGUCCUUCCUGGCCAGGGCAGCAGAGAAGCUCAACCUGACACUGAGGAAAAAAGGCCAGGCUUCCGAUGCAGCUGCUGCUCAUCUUUCCAACGGAUUCAAGGAUAUCAUCCAGAAAAAUCCACCGCCUGUCCCCUCCUGCCUGCUCCAAGCUGCCACCAGAACCAAAGACUCGCCCAAUGUUGGCAAGGUGAAAGUGGUGUUGAGGGUGAACCCGUCAACGAACGAGGGCCAACCUCCAGUCCUCCACGUUGACCCGUGCAAGAAAAGAGCCAUUUUAUUAGAGCCGGUGCGCCAAAGCUCACCGCGCACGAGGACCGCAUCCAGCAAGGAUCUCCUGAAGGCUUUUCAUUACGACGCUGUCUACCCGCAAGACUCGAGUCAGACUGAGGUGUGUGCAGGCGUCUUGGCUGAUGUCAUCCGCUGCGUGCUCAGCGGCAGCGAUGGAUGCGUGCUGGGCCUGGGCUGCGCCGAUGUGGGUUCCUGGUCCAGCAUGGUGGGGAAUGCUGAGAGCAUCCAGAAGCUGGGCUUGAUUCCGUGCGCCAUCUCCUGGCUGUACAGCGCAAUCGAGAAGCGGAGGGAGAAGACGUGGACGGAUAUGACUGUGUCGGUGUCUGCCGUUGAACUCUGCUGUGGAGAGGAGGACACGUUGAGGGAUCUACUGGGAGAGGUUGCCCCUUCCUUGGGCAGCAUACAAGACAGCCCCAGGGCUCAUAUUCGGCUGCAGGAGGACCCCAUCCAUGGGAUACAGCUCCGGAACCACAAUCGGGUCAAGGCCCUUACUGCCGAGCGUGCUGCCUCCCUCCUCGAUGUGGCCAUUGCGGCACGACGGCACAAUGACUUCACCACUUUCUUGUCCCACAGCUCCAUAAUGUUCUUCACUCUCCACGUCCAACCCCCUCGCACGGAAAGCAGCACCAUGGGGAAAGGUUCACGUGGCCCAACGAAGCUGACCAUGAUUGAUGUCUGUAGUGGUAUGAAAGGUGGUGUUGGAUACAUAAAAAACAAGCCUCCGCAUUCUGAACUGGGUCCUGUUGUCUUGUCGCUACUAAGCGGAAAUAAAACUAUCCCCAAAAAGGGAAGUAAGUUAACCAUGCUGCUUCGGGAGUCCUUGAGUCAUGUUAACUGCCACACCGCAGUCGUCGCCCAGGUUGCUAAUUCACUGGCACUCCUGCAAGAAACCACCUCCAUCGUUCAGCUCGCUUCACGCAUCCGCAGGACUCAGAAGAGGACCAAGCAGUCCAGCUCAUGCUCCCCAAGUGGCAGGAGUUUGACUCGACAAAAGAGAGGACCUCCAUCUUUUUCUCUGCGGGCUUUCCACUCCACAGAUGAGGUAGAUGUUGACGUCCAACGUUUUCGCCUACGCGGGGAGCUGGAUGAACACUCCAGUAGCGACCAGUCCUGUGACACAGUCAUCCAGAUAGACUCUGAUGGCUUGAUCCAGCCUCGAGCACCGCCAAGGUUUGCACAACCUGAGUUUGUGCCCAUUAUACCCUCCUUGCACCCCAGCAAGGCUGACAUGGACGACCCAGAGUUUACGGCUUUGCUCCAAGAGCUACUGAAAAUCCCCAAGUUGCAUGGAGAGAACAAGAAAGAAGAUGCUGAAGGACUUACUGAAGGUAUGAAAGCUGAACUGAAGAAGCCAGAGAGGGACUGUCUUAAAUGUGACACGUUCGCGGAACUUCAGGAACGCUUGGGCUGUAUUGAUGGAAGUGAGGAAACAAUGGAUUUGCUGAAGUCCUCCUCCAAAGUUCCUUCCGGUAACACUGUCCCACCCAAACCACAACCUCUGAAAGAGAUGGCUAAUACGGAAUCAUCACAAGCAGCACAGAUGUUGAAGCAGGGGUUUGGCUGCAAUCAGACUGUGGUUCGAGAAAAACAAACAGAUGGUGCCGUCCCUGGGGACAAUUUUCAGAGAGAGGACUCUGGUCUGUAUGACUGCGAGGAGUGCAGUGCAGCCAGUUCAAGCGAGGAGCCGCUGAAUCAAACUCUCAAUCGAAACAUGACUUGCCGCUAUCAGAUACGUAAAACUGGCGUGCAGUCGUCCCAAGAUGUAAAUGUCAAAAGUCAGGGCAUUGCUAAUAACAGUUGCAUUCAGUCUACAGAGAAACAGGAGAAUCACGAAGCAGCUGAUUGGUUCAAAGCAGACAAAAGGACUUCGCCUGUUGGAAAGAGUUUACCUGCAUCUCCUCCAUCCCCUUCCUGCUCCUCUUCAAACCCAGUAGCUGGAGGUGUCAUGGCAGCUAAUCAGCCCACAAAGGAUGCUAAGGAAAUGAAGGCCACUAUCACUGUAACUGUUCAACAGCCGCUGGAUUUGACUGGUCAAGAUGAACUUGUCUUCUCUAUGGUGGAGGAGGUGACCAUUAGUGGAGCUUUGGAUAGUGGCAGGACAGGAGGGAACAUCAUUUGCAUCAAGGACACCGCCCAGUCAUCAGCACACCUUCAGGGGUCUGCUGGCUCCAAACCAAUCCAAAUUAUUAGUAAUAUCAGUAAAGACUCUGCAGCAGCAAGUCCGACCAAUGUGUCUGGGAACACAUUUGUGCAUCCAGGCGAUACCGUGACCGAUACAGAAAAAUUACAGAGUCACUCACGAAGGGAGAGAAUCCUACCGUCGUUUAUAAAUCCCAUGCUGAUGAACCUUGAUGAACAGUGUGAGAUGAAAAAUGCACAACACAAAGAAAGAACUCAGUCUCAUCCUGAGCUCAAAGGGAAUACAACCAAAUGUCCAGAAGCUGCUUCUGAGACAGUACGACAAUAUGACAAGACUUGUAACUCAAUGCUCCUGGAAGAUGCAUCUUGCAGUAAAGCCACUGCAGAAAAUAAACAACAUGCAGACAAGAGCAACCCUCGAGACUGGGAGCAUGUUUCUUCCACAAACCCUCCAAAGUCCUCAUUGAAAGAAGACUAUGCUUGCAGACGUGUUGGGAAUAAUAGGAUCAUCGGUGUGUCUUUAGGUUGCCUGGAAACAGCCUCUGCAUCCUUAAAUACAGGUAGCUUACCUCGAAGCUGGCUAGAUGCCAGCCACCGUGAAAGCCACCAUCACACGGCAGAUGGUUGGAGAGACCCAAGGGGGGUGACAUCAUCCACCCCAUGCAGCCCGGGGGUAACCCUGGAGAGAAGGCGAGGCCAACAGUGUUCCCCAGUGAACCAGAGCUUCCACAUGUCCUCCUCUCUGAAAUAUGAAACAGACUUCAAGCAGGAAGCAAAGAGACCUCUCAGAAAGGGUUUUGGAUCGUUGUUUGAUACCUCACAUGUAGGCAUGAAACAUGAUCAUAUGAGGAGGAUGAUGUCACCCCUGGAGGAGAGUGGAAGGCUUUUCAGUGCAAAAAUGGAUCAACUGAGUAGCAAGACUAGCAAGUCCCUUGGGAGGAACCAAUGUGACUUACCAAGUUUAGAUAGAGGAAGUAGCAACACCUCCCUAAGCUCUAAGGGGAGCUCCAAGAGAAGUUCUGAAGGGGCUUCCAAAGGGGGUCAUAAAGGGAAGAGUGCUGGGGAUUGUACAUUGCCAAGGGCUAGCAGGAGCUCCCGAAAGACUCGGCAAACCAGCCACAGUCAUAACUCUUCUGAAAGUGUAGCUCAAUCCAGGCCGAGCCAUUCGAAGCUUUCUGCUGUGGGGAAACUCAAGAUGGCUUGCCCCAAAGUCCGACGCUUAUCUGCCCCCAGCAUCAAGAACCUCAGUCUUCCCCACAAGGGUCUGCAACAGUCCAUAAACCGCAGUGCCAGUCUCUCCCCGGACAGCAAAAAUGUAAGCUUUGAGAGGACGUCCUCGUUUCUUUCCUCCUCUCCGCCACGCUCAUUUCACUCCAUCAGCAGGACUCCCAGCCAAAGCUCCACGUGCUCGUCCACGAAGUCUGCAAUCCAGGGAUUCACCAACGGACGCAUUUCCGACCUCCUUAAGGAGAGAUCUGACAGCCCCGCUUCAGUCGGACUGGACCAAACGGGCUCGCUUCCGUCUCCGUACAGCCAGGUCACGUCACCUCGCACUCCCCCACACUUGAGCGGACAUGCCAGUGAUGCCACCAGCGUGCUGAGUGGCGAUCUGCCACCAGCAAUGGGUAAAACAUCGCUGUACUUCUCAAACAGAAACAGCACAAUGAGCAGCGGCUACGAUAGCUUGCUGAGGGACAGUGAAGCCACAGCCAGCAGCGCUUCUAACCGAGAUUCUACCAGCGACAGGAGUGGUUCCCUCCUUCGAGAGGCCCACGGCAGUAGAUCAUCUCGGCGGAGAGGCAACACAGGCAGUCAUCCACGCUAUCUUUCCCACGACACACCACUCUCCAUGAGGCAAUCUUCUAACGGCGUGCAAUCUCGCUGGGCGGAUCAUGGAGUCCCAGAGAAUUACGACAUCAAAGUUUAUGAGAUUGACAACAGGCAACGCAUGCAGAGAAAAGCAGGGGGUCGCAUGCUUCAGCGCCAAGCUGCAGUUUUCGGAGGUCAGACAGCAGACGAUCACAGACGUCCAAGCCCUGUCCAAAAACUUGAGGAGAGGCGAGGCCAAACACAAGUCCAUGCAGGAGUACAUCGUGUGGAAUCCAGACUGCGACCUUUGCCGGACUUUCAAGGUGGAUUCUCUGGCGCCCCUGGAGGUCCUUGAGAAACCAGAAGAGCAGCGGCGCUAUUUGAUAGACUCACACUGAAUCACUCCGCUAAAUAGUUCAACCAGGUACACACGGUACAUGUCAUACUGCCCACAUUUUUGUGUGUUUUCACUUCUUAAUACGUAAAAACACCUUUACACCACCUUAGCACUAGUUUUAUCUUCAUCGGAACUUUUUGACGCACUUACAGUGGAGGAUGUUUUCGUAAUUCUGCCCUUUCGACACAUAUUGUGAACUUUAAUGACGAGUUUCGACCAUGGAUGCUGUAUAUUGGUGUAAAUAGAAUAUAUAAUGUACAUAAAUGUGACAUGUCCCUGUUAGUAGACUUGUUCAUCAGUUAUUCAACCUGGAACUUGUGGAAAUUUCUUGAGUAAUUUGGUGUUUUUAAUUAUUUACUUUUUUAAUACAAUGUAUUUAUUUAUUUUAUUUGAUGUAUGACAUUUUUUUAAUUGAUUUCUAUUUUUAAUAUUUGGAAAAUAAAUGUAAAACUUUUCUACAUGACCGAAUUAGGGAUGCUCUGAUCAGGCUGGUGACUUUGUCCGGUGGAUUCAAUCAUUUUUCGGGUUAUUUGCUUAGCAUUCUGACUGUCACGCACAUACGGGUGAGUGUCGGCCACCGUUUUGGCUGCGUCAGCUGGCACUUGACUGUUGAUGACAUCGUGAGCCUCAAAAGCUCACCUUACUAACGUGUAACGUGUGUUACUAAGUGUUUAUUCUUCAAAUGCUGUAUUAAAUUAAAGCUUUUUAACGUGCUAGCCCCUCGAGAUAGGUUUCGUGGCACGUGUUGGCAGGUAAGCUCCUCACGGCAGACAUGAUUGUUUUUGUUUUGGCACGCCUGUGCAGUGUGAAGGAAAGUGGGAGCAGGAGGCUACCCAAGACGCGUCACUGCAUGCGGUGGUAGUUACAGGCUAUGUAUCGGACUGAAAUCGUCCGAUACAGUAGCCGAUGGAUCGGAGCAUCCCUAGACUGAAUCAUACCUGUAUUUGUGUACGUCUGCCAAUAUGUCUGCCAAAACACGCACUAUAAUAAUUUUGUUUUUUAUAGCAUUUCUGUCCUAUUCAAAUGAAUCACGUGUCAACACUCCUUUUUAUGUAUUCAGUUAUUUGUUUUUCAUGGAACCCAAUGAAAAGGAAAUUUUGCCAUAUGCUUUAUUUUCUUCUGGGAAUUUUCUACAUACAUGAUGUUGCUGAACAACAUGCCAAUACAUUUCUUUAAAUAAAGUCUUUUGAAACUAAUGUAAAAAGUAAGGUGGGGCGAUACUGAGAAUUUAUCAAUUACCAGCAACAACAAAAAAAAAAAACACAGAUGCAGCGGUGUGAAAAAGUGUUUGCCCCCGUCCUGAUUUCUUAUUGUUUUGCAUGUUUGUCACGCUUAAAUGUUUCAGAUCAUCAAACUAAUUUAAAUAGGAGUCAAUGAUGACACAACUGAACACAAAAUGCAGUUUUUAAAUUAAACUUUUAAUUAUUAAGGGAGAAAAAAAUCCAAACUUACAUGUCCCUGUGUGAAAAAGCGAUUGCCCCCUAAACCGAAUAACUGGUUGGGCCACCCUUAGCAGCAACAACUACGAUCAAGCGCUUGUGGUAAGUUGCAAUGAGUCUCUUACAGCGCUGUGGAGGAAUUUUGGCCCACUCAUCUUUGCAGAAUUGUUGUAAUUUAGCCACACUGGAGGGUUUUCCAGCAUGAAGCGCCUUUUUAAGGUCAUGACACAGCAUCUCAGUAGGAUUAAGGUCAGGACUUUGACUAGGCCACUCCAAAGUCUUCAUUUUGUUUUUCUUCAGCCAUUCAGAGGUGGACUUGCUGGUGUGUUUUGGAUCAUUGUCCUGCUGCAGAACCCAAGUUGGUUUCAGCUUGAGGUCACGAAGAGAUGGCCGGAAAUUCUCCUUCCGGAUUUUUUAGUAGACAGUAGAAUUCAUGGUUCCAUUUAUCACAGCAAGUCUUCCAGGUCCUGAAGCAGCAAAACAGCCCCAGACCAUCACACUACCACCACCAUAUUUUACUGUUGAUAUGAUGUUCUUUUUCUGAAAUACACCGUUACUGAUACGCCAGAUGUAAUGGGACACACACCUUCCAAAAAGUUCAACUUUUGUCUCGUCAGACCACAGAGUAUUUUCCCAAAGGUCUUGGGGAUCAUCGAGAUGUUUUCUGGCAAAAUUGAGACGAGCCUUAAUGUUGUUUUUGUUCAGCGGUGGCUUUGGUCUUGGAACUCUGCCAUGCAUACCGUUUUUGCCCAGUGUCGUUCUUAUGGUGGAGUCAUGAACACUCAUUUUAACUGAGGCAAGUGAGGCCUGCAGUUCUUUGGAUGUUGGUUGUGGGGUCUUUUGUGACCUCUUGGAUGAGUCGUUGCUGCGCUCUUGGGUAAUUUUGAUUCGCCGGCCACUCCUGGGAAGGUUCACCACUGUUCCAUGUUUUCGCCAUUUGUGGAU